This is a messenger RNA of Leptopilina boulardi, 613 nucleotides long. It is a transcript of the gene RpL28, whose product is annotated as 60S ribosomal protein L28. NCBI's taxonomy places the organism in Eukaryota, Metazoa, Arthropoda, Insecta, Hymenoptera, Figitidae. The record is from RefSeq and is a predicted model, not a curated record. Gene Ontology annotation, biological process: translation. Gene Ontology annotation, molecular function: structural constituent of ribosome. The coding region runs from base 163 to 576 and encodes 137 amino acids. The transcript is spliced from 4 exons. Gene Ontology annotation, cellular component: ribosome; cytosolic large ribosomal subunit.
GUAGUUUUCAAUUACGUGUAAUUACGUGCAAUUACGCCCAUUACUCUGCAUUGAAAAUUCAACGUGUGUUUACCAUCUAAGUACAAAUUGUUAUUCCUUGUUCUCUUUUUACAGUUUCUGCACAACGUGGUGUGUUGCAUUAAAUUAUUUAAGAUUAUCAAAAUGGCAGACUUAACGUGGAUGAUAAUUAGAAACAAUAAUGCGUUUCUCCUGAAGAAGCGUACGAUUAAGAAGCCUUUUUCUACUGAACCCAAUAAUUUAACAAAUCUCAGUAGUUAUCGUUAUUCUGGAUUAAUCCAUCGCAAAAGCGUGGGUGUCAUUGAUACUCCAGAUAAGAAAGGAUUCACAGUUGUAUACAAAAAGGCGAAAUCUGCUUCAAAACCCGCGAAAACUGUUGUGAGGCGUACAAUGAAAUCAGGCAAUCGGCGAGCUCUUCAUAAAUUGAAAACUCUACUCACAGCUAACAAGUAUCGAGUAGAUCUUACCAAGGCCGCUCUACGACGUGCAAGUGCAGUGCUGAAGUCGCAAAAACCAGUGACGGCAAAAAAGACACGUAUUGUAAAGAAAGCCGAUUGAUGUAAUCAUUAAACAAAUAAAUGUAUUUGUACACAAA